AUGGGCAGUGUGGAGUCAGCCCAGCUGACCAAUGACAGUGAGCGACUUUUGCAGAUGGAAUCCAUUCGGACCCAGGCUCUCAUGAAUCACCACCGCUACGAGGCUCACGAGUCACUUCGGGCAUCUCUUCUUCGCAAGAGUCGCCCCUUGCGCGGAUAUCGUCAAGGAGUUGUCCUGGCCCUGGAUCGUAACCCUUCUUCCAAUGUGGCGGCCAAUAUCUGGAUCCGGAACUCGCGUGGCCGGAUUGUUCAGUGUUCCCCAGAACAAUGUCGUCCUAUUGCCGGCGAGCAAGAGUGGUGGGUGCCUGAUGAGCAGGACUUGGAGGUCUUGAAAAACUGUGAUGAGGAGUUGUGCAUUCAUCCUCGCGCUUUUCGAGCCCUUGAUGACCGUCCCAGUCCUGCCGAUGAUAAAAAUCUUUUGGACAAGUCCGCGGCCGAUUUCAACAAGACCGCUGACGAGCCCCUGGAUCCGGCUUUUGACUUGGGCUCACCUGUGCCAGCGACUCCGGUGGCACCAGCCACUCCUUCGGCGCAGGCUCCUAGGAACUCCUCGGACCAGAGCACGCUCCCGUUCUACUACCAGGAGGACAACAGCGGGCGAACCAGACCGGAAGGUUGCUGUCCGGAUCAGACCGGUAUCUACCGAUUCUGCCACCUGAUGUUGCUGUUGGCGAAUUGGGUCCUACGUCUUCAACUGUGGCCAGAGCUUCGACAGAUCCCAAUUCAUCAACAGGACUGCGGCGAGCAGUACCGCAUUUUUCCUCAAGAGUGCCCACGAUGUGGUGGUCAAUGCCCGGUGUCAUCUCCACUUCAAGUGACGUCUUGGCUUGACGAGGUGAAGGAGAGGGAGGCCUUCGAUCAAAUAGUGGGUGUUCCAAUGACUCGUGACGAGUUUGUGCCUCCUGAGUACCGCUUCGACAAGCCCGACGAGCUCGACUACUACCAGACAACCGCAAAUGCACUCGUUUCUUCACCCACAACCACGGAGCCAGCUAUGCACCGCUUGGAUAUACUCCGUCGUCACGGUCGAGGCGGCCACCUUCGACACGGAUGGGACGGUUCUCCGUCCGAGGUGCAACCUUUUGUUUUCGGCGAUGCCUUUCUCACAGCCGCCCAUCUCUCUGGAGCCGAUCAGCCUGAGACGCCGGAGAUCACUGUGGAGCGCACCUUCAUUACCACGUCUUCGCCAGCUCCCAGCCUUUCAGAACAAUUGGCUAAGGUCUUCUCCGGCGGCGUGACUUUGAGCACGCCCGGCGCGGGCUCCCUGACCCUGGGCUACUUUAGCCAUGGACGCCAGCUCGGCUUCACGAGAGACACCAUGCGCCACAAGCACUUAGCCCGAUAUUUGGGUCGAUAUCUUCGCUUUCACGGCAUGAUCGGCGACAUCAGCAGCAUCUUCAUUUCGAGCAACGUCCACAGCAUGUACCAUACUGACCGACACAAUUCCAGAGGCAGCUUGAACUGGCAGGUGUCCUUUGGCCAUUAUGUCGGAGGAGACCUUUGGGUGGAACGCGAGGACCACGACUUCAAGUACCACCUCAUGGAGCGACGCAAGGUCUUCGGCCAACAUCGCUAUGGAUACGUUCUCGACACCCGGAAGAAACUUCAGUCAUUCCGUCCUGAUCGCCGACACGGCUCAGACGACUUCAUUGGCGAUCGCCUGGUCAUCACGGCUUACCAGACCAGGUUGAUUGACAAGGCCCCCUACGAGGACCUUGAGGAGCUCAAGAAGUUGGGUUUCCGCUCCAAGCAGUCGAAAGCCAGCCCUAUGGUCCUGAACACCACCGAGGUUGCGGACUAUGUGCAAGGCUCGGACUUGUGCUACGUGCCGGUGACGGAAGCGUACCCCGUCAAGGAGCAGUCCGCGGUGGUCAAGGAUUCAGAGCGACUUGUUGCCUUGGAGUCCUCCACCAGUGAGGAAGAGGGCCAUGAUGGAACCUUCGACUCUCGGAGGGCGGAGCUGCAGGCCAGGAAACAGGAAAUUCACUGGCGAAGCCUCACGGAGGAGGAGACGCCGGCCUUCGUGGAAGCAGUUCGUAAAGAGUGGGCAGAGUGGCUACGAUGGUCAUCGUGCAAGGAGGUGCGAGUGAAGCCCAAUGAAGUGCCAGCGCACUUGAUCUUGCGCAGCAGACUAUGCUACAGGUGGAAACCGGUUCCGGAAGGACAACGUGCUAAAGCUCGGAUAGUAGUCGCGGGGUUCAAGGAUCCCCACCUGGGCCUCCUCACAAGAGACGCGCCCGUAUUGGCGCGAACUUCUUUCCAUCUGAUCCUCCAACGGUCAGCCUGCCACCGCGUGAAGCUGUGGAACGUGGAUGCCAAAUCGGCGUUUUUGCAAGGAGAGCCCGAUUCAGAACGUCCGGAACAGAUUUUUAUGAAACCUCUGCAAGACCCCGUGGCGCUGGAGGCUAUUCCACUUUGGCGUUGCAAGGAGGUGCUCUACAAACUAUCUGCACCGGUGUACGGGCAAAGCAACGCGCCGAGGCGCUGGUUCGAUCACUUUGCCAGGGUCCUUCGGAAACUUGGCUGGCAACAGCAUAGCCUAGAUCCCUGUCUUUUCCUUUGGCGUGAGGGGAACAUGGUCACGGCUGUCUUGGGUCUUCAUGUGGAUGAUCUCGUGGCAGCAGCACUGCCCGGGGCCGAGGAGACCCUUAACAAAGUCGAGGCAAGCUUCACAUGGGGCAACCCUUGGGUCUGCGAGGACUUCGCCUUCAUCGGCCGCCGAGUCCGACAGCAUCCUGACGGCUCUGUGACGGUGGAUCAGGCCUCUUAUGUCAACGAGGUUCCCACCACCAAACUGAAGCUGGCUGAGGACACCCUCCUGAGCCUCCAUCCGGAGUUGGUCACGGAGUUUCGCCCAGGCAUUGGCUCGCUCCAAUGGUUGUCGAGUACCACUCGUGGAGAUGUGGCAGCAGAUGUCAGCCUCAUCCAGCGUCCUCCGAAAGAACUGACGGUGGCCGACUUGAAGGAAGUCAACAGCGUGUUUCGCUACAUCAAGGCUACCUCCGAGGCGAUGUUCAGGAUCGUGCACGUGGACCUCGACUCCCUCGUCUUCGUGGCUUACGGCGACAGCGGCUUUGCGAAUGCCCCGAACAACAAGAGCCAGGGCGGUCUCGUGAUCGUGGCAACAGAUCGCCAGGCCUUGCGGGAACCUUGUGAUGCUUCGCUACUGGAGUGGAAAAGUCAUCGUCAUCAGCGAGUUCUCCGUAGCACGCUGGCGGCUGAAGCUUCUGCUCUGGACCGGUCGUACGACCACGCCCGCUUCAUGGCUAUGGUCUUCAGCGAGAUGGUGUAUGGCGACUAUGUCUCGACGAUGAAUGAAAGGGCCAAGUUCGAGGUUGUGCCAGUUACAGACGCCAGAAGUCUGUGGGACGCUGUCCACCGGCUUUCCACGACGUUUACCGAGAAGCGUGUGGAAAUUGACGUCGCAGCGCUGAGGCAAUCUUGUCAAGGCUUAAGAUGGGUCCCGACGGAGCAGAUGCAUGCUGACAGCAUGACCAAGCGCUCCCGUAGUCUUCGCGAUUCUUUCAGACAGUGGAUGGCAGAGCCCAGAGUCACUCUUGUCGACAGCAAAUCCUCAAAGGAUGUCGCUGAAGGACCUGCCGCGAACGAGGCGUGGCGUAAGUGA
Molecule: messenger RNA, 3624 nt
Organism: Symbiodinium necroappetens
Lineage: Eukaryota; Dinophyceae; Suessiales; Symbiodiniaceae
Source: the annotation of a GenBank genome assembly